Penicillium robsamsonii is the source of this 1299-nucleotide messenger RNA. Its product is annotated as M20 family metallopeptidase. Gene Ontology annotation, molecular function: hydrolase activity. The transcript has a single exon. NCBI's taxonomy places the organism in Eukaryota, Fungi, Ascomycota, Eurotiomycetes, Eurotiales, Aspergillaceae. The coding region runs from base 1 to 1299 and encodes 432 amino acids. The record is from RefSeq and is a predicted model, not a curated record.
AUGAAGGCAAAUUACUUUUAUGCUGUCGCAUCUCUAGCAAGACUGGCACUGGCGUCGAACUUCCAACAACCUUUAAGUGGAGGAGUGAUCCACGAGAACUUCAAAUCUUCAAGCGUGGACUUGGAUAGAAUUAUCGAUGUGUCUCCUCUCUUGUCAUUCCACAGAGACAUCGUGAAAAUUCAGUCAAUCAGUGAACACGAGGAAAGCGUUGGAAACUUCCUCUUGGACUUCAUUCUCUCACACAACUUGACCGUCGAGAAACAAAUCGUCACACCGGGGAGUGAGACUGAGCAAGAAAGAUUCAAUAUAUAUGCCUACACCGGGGAAAACAGAUUUCCCAAUGUUCUUCUGACCAGUCACAUCGAUACUGUCCCACCGUUCAUUCCUUACGCGCUUCAUCCACCAGCCUCGCGUAACACAGAGAAUCUGACAUUCAAUCGGUCAGACCUGAUUAUCGCUGGCCGCGGCACAGUGGAUGCCAAAGCCAGUGUCGCAGCAAUACUAUUUGCCGCACUGGAAACACUGGAAGCCAACCCCGACGCCUCAAUCGGUUUGUUGUUUGACGUCGGUGAGGAAAAAGGUGGCGUUGGCAUGAAACAUUUCUCAAACUCCGAUCUCAACCUAGCACCACCUACAUUCCACACAGUCAUAUUUGGAGAGCCAACAGAGCUCAACCUUGUCGCUGGACAUAAAGGUACUCUUGGGUUCAAGAUUGUUGCUGAAGGAACAGCAGCGCAUUCGGGAUACCCCUGGCUCGGGAAAAGCGCGAUCUCAUCACUUCUGCCUGUUUUAUCUUACCUCGAUACCCUGCAAGAUAUCCCACCAGAGAAAGGCGGACUUCUCCGUAGUGAGAAGUUUGGUCAAUCGACAUUGAAUAUUGGGGUCGUGCGCGCUGGUUUAGCUGCUAAUGUCGUUCCUGCGUAUGCCGAGGCGACGAUUUCCGUUCGUCUGGCGGCUGGAAGUCCAGAUGAAACGAGGGAGAUUGUAAGGAAGGCGGUUGAAGAUGUGACUGGUGAUGAUGGAAGCGUCUAUCUUGACUUUGGGGAUACUGAGAACGGCGCUCCUCCACAACAUCUUGAUUUUGAUGUUGACGGGUUUGACGUAAUUACUGUGAACUACGGGACUGAUAUCCCUUGCUUGGAGAUCAGUACUCAAGGUCUAAAAGUGAAGCGGUAUCUCUACGGGCCGGGUAGUAUUCAUGUUGCCCAUGGCGACGGCGAGGCAAUCACUGUGGGGGAGCUUGAAGAGGCGGUGCGAGGAUACAAAAGGUUGAUCUCGGCCGCGCUGGGUGCCCACUAG